AUGGAAACCGAGGAACUGAUUACACGUGAGUCCCCGUGGGAUAGGAUUAACAUCAUAUCCAAAGUCACUUUCAGCUGGGUGUGGGGUAUAUUCGUAACGGGCAAUAAAAAGGACCUGGAUUUCGAUGAUCUAUAUAAAUGCGCCAAUAGUGACAAAACGGAUGGAGAAGUGGUGGUGCGAGUGGCCCAACCCGUCCUACUGGGAUAUGUCGUCAGUUAUUUCCAGGGCUCCGACCACAUUAGCUAUGGGACAACGGUGUGGUGUGCGGCCGGUGUCGUGCUGUGUUCGGCCGCCUGUGUCAGCCUUAUUCACCUCAACUAUGCCUACCUUAUGAGGGCCGGUAUGCGAAUGAGAGUGGCCUGUUGUGCCCUCAUGUAUAGAAAGGCAAUGCGUUUAAGCCAUUCAUCGCUGGGACAGACAACCGUCGGACAAAUACUGAACAUUAUGUCCAAUGAUGUCAACAGAUUUGAUGAGUUUGCGUUCACAGUUCAGGCGAUAUUUGUGGCACCAAUUCAGUCGGUGCUUAUCAUAUACUUUCUAUGGGAGCCGCUGGGGUUGGCCAGUCUGUCGGGACUGGCAGUCAUCAUACUAUUCAUACCAUUCCAGGGAAUUAUGGGCCGUAUGUUUCAGACGGUUAGGCGAAAAACGGCUCAUUUGACGGACACUAGGAUUAGACUCAUGAGUGAAAUCAUAUCCGGUAUGCGAGUUAUCAAAAUGUACGCCUGGGAGCAGCCCUUCCAGAACCUGGUGAUCAACGCCCGGCUCAAUGAAAUCAAGCGGAUUAGACACUCGUCACUAUUAAAGGCAAUCAAUUUGUCGUUUUAUUUCGUCGCCUCCCGAGUCAUACUGUUUGCCUGUUUUAUAACAUACGUAUAUAUGGGUAACAAAUUGUCGGCCGAAGCCGUGUUCGUCACAAUGGCCUUCUUCAACAUCUUGAGGACAUCGCUCACCAAAUACUUCCCGCAGGGAAUCGCCGCCACGGCUGAGAUGGUGGUCGCCGUCAAACGCAUACAGAAUUUCCUAUUACUCGAUGAAUUUGAAGGUUUAAGCGAUGGUUACGAUAAAGAUAAUGAUAAUAAAGACACUAAAGUUAAUGAGAUUAUUAUGAGUGUUAAGAAUCCGUUGCAAUCCAUGGAUGCCAGCGAUGAAGGGAAAGGUGUUUUCAUCGAUAAGAUGACUGUCCGUUGGAAUUCGGAAAGUGUUGAACCGACCCUUAAAGACAUCUCUGUUUGUGUCAAACCGGGAGAACUGUUGGCUGUCGUGGGAUCAGUGGGCAGUGGAAAGAGCUCACUAUUGAUGUCAAUCCUGAAUGAGUUGCCGAUAGAGUCGGGUUCAGUGGGAGUGAGGGGUCGGGUGUCGUACGCCCCGCAAGAGUCGUGGGCUUUCAUAGGGAGUGUCCGACAGAACAUUGUCUUCGGCUCUCAAUAUAUGGAAGAGAAGUACAACCGAGUGGAAAGUGUUGAGCCAACCCUUAAAGACAUCUCUGUUUGUGUCAAACCGGGAGAACUGUUGGCUGUCGUGGGAUCAGUGGGCAGUGGAAAGAGCUCACUAUUGAUGUCAAUCCUGAAUGAGUUGCCGAUAGAGUCGGGUUCAGUGGGAGUGAGGGGUCGGGUGUCGUACGCCCCGCAAGAGUCGUGGGCUUUCAUAGGGAGCGUCCGACAGAACAUUGUCUUCGGCUCUCAAUAUAUGGAAGAGAAGUACAACCGAGUGGUGAAGGCGUGCGCUUUGGACAGGGAUUUCAAACGGUUCGCCUUCGGAGACCACACUCUGGUGGGCGAGCGGGGGGUGUCGUUGAGUGGGGGGCAGAGGGCGCGCAUAAGUCUCGCUCGCGCUCUGUACCACUCGGCGGACAUCUACCUCUUGGACGACCCCCUGUCCGCAGUGGACACACAUGUGGCCAAACAUCUCUUCCAAAAGUGUUGCGUGGAAUACCUCAAAGAUAAGGCCCGCAUAUUAGUCACCCAUCAGAUCCAGUUCCUCAGAGACGCCCAUAAGAUACUGGUGCUCGACGAGGGCAAGCGUGUGGCUCUGGGCACGUACGACGAACUCAUGGAGGCCGGGGUUAACCUCACGUCGUAUAUAAGCGACCAAACAGUCGACCAAAACGUGGCUCAGAGGCCGCGACACAGGAGCCAAUCGUUCACACCGUCGAUGGCAUCGAUGGCCAGCACUAUCACCGGCUCUGAACACGAAGAAGUAGGCGAUGCCGUGGAGGAAGUGGAGCCUACACUCAAAAAGGAGACCAAAAUGAGCGGAUCUAUUGACUCGAGUAUUUACUGGGAGUAUACGAGAGCCGGCGCCGGACCGGUGCUUAUGUUCAUCACCUUCUCGUCGAUUAUCAUAUCGCAGGCCCUCUACCAGGGAAGCGACUUCUGGCUCACCAUAUGGACCAAUAAAGAGGACCAGAAUAUAGAGACUGACACAACGUUUAACGUUAUUAUCUAUUCGUGUCUCAUAAUCGGUCUGUUCAUCACAUCCCUGGCCAGGACGACAUCAUUUUUCGUGAUAUGUAUGAAAGCUUCGAUUACUUUACACAACAGAAUAUUCUACUCGCUAUUGAGAGCACCUAUACAUGUGUUUGAGAGUUCACCCGUUGGCCGUAUAUUAAACAGGUUUACCAAGGACACCGGUAUUGUCGACGAGUUGCUACCCUCCACCGCAUUUGAUUUUCAAAUGACCCUUUCGAUAGUAAUCGGGAGUCUAAUAGUGAACGCAAUCGUCAGUUGGUUUCUGGUAUUCCCGGCACUACUUCUGCUACUAUUGGUGUUUAUGUGUCGCUAUUUCUACAUCAGUUCCGCCCGGGAUAUCAAGCGCCUGGAGGGGCUCUCCCGAAGUCCCGUCUAUUCACACGUGAACACAACCCUAUCGGGUCUGACGAGUGUCCGGGCGUUUGGCACUCAACCCAUAUUUGAGCGCCAGUUUGAACGCCAUAUGAACGACAACAGCGGCACGUAUUUCCUGUUCAUCUGUACGUCCCGUGCGUUUGGUAUACUUAUGGACUGGAUUUGUGUGCUAUAUAUCAGCGCCGUUACGGCGUUUAUUAUGGUUUAUCCGGACCUUCCCGGCGGUGAUGUAGGGCUCGCACUCUCAUCGGCCCUAACACUGACAGGACUGACACAGUAUGGGGUCAAGUGUUCGGCAGAUCUCGAGUCCUAUAUGACUGCCGUCGAGAGAAUGCUUGAGUACUCGCGGCUUAAACCCGAGGCAGAGCUCGAGUCGACUCCCGACCGGAAACCCCCUCCCGAUUGGCCACAAACGGGGGAAAUAGUGUUGAAGGAUUUGAGCCUUCAAUACAACGAAACGGCGGAUAAAGUCCUCAAAGGAGUCACUGUUUGCCUGAAAGGAGGCGAGAAGAUAGGAGUCGUCGGCAGAACGGGCGCCGGAAAGUCGUCCGUCAUAUCAGCCCUCUUCAGACUCACGGAACCCGAGGGACAGGUACUCAUCGAUGGCGUCGACGUGCGCACCAUUGGUCUGCACGACUUGAGGCGUUGCAUAUCAAUCAUACCUCAAGAGCCGGUGCUCUUCACGGGUAGUGUCCGCAAGAAUUUGGAUCCGUUUGGCGAACAUCCGGACGACGAGCUCUGGGCGGCGCUGGAAGAGGUGCAGCUCCGGGAUGUCGUGUCAGAAAUGACGGGACAAUUGGACGGACUGGUGGCCGAAGGGGGCAGUAAUUUGAGUGUAGGUCAGCGACAGUUGGUAUGUCUGGCGCGGGCUAUACUGCGAGACAAUCGGAUCCUAGUCUUGGAUGAGGCGACGGCUAAUGUCGACCACAGAACCGAUGCUCUCAUUCAGACCACUAUCCGAGAAAAAUUCGCUAAUUGUACGGUCAUUACAAUUGCCCACAGACUCAACACUAUCAUAGACUCCGAUAAAGUUAUGGUGUUAGACGCGGGAGAAGUGAUUGAAUACGAAAUGCCAUACAUUUUGUUGCAAUCAAGCGAUGGAUUGUUUACUAAAUUAGUGACACAAACGGGAAAACACAUGACUAUUAGGUUGAAACAAAUGGCGAAACAAUACUAUUCACACAAAACGGGACACCAUUUGCAGGAAAGGCAUCCCGAAGAGGAUGAGGACAGUGAGGGUACGGCAGAUAAAGUAUAA
This is a messenger RNA of Oppiella nova, 4101 nucleotides long. NCBI's taxonomy places the organism in Eukaryota, Metazoa, Arthropoda, Arachnida, Sarcoptiformes, Oppiidae. The record is from the annotation of a GenBank genome assembly.